CUGGAAUGUUUGCGUUCGCUCAUUCAGCAGCCAAUCAGAUGAGGCCAGUCAAAACUCGCGCGCCCGCGCCGCUCUGCCUGACUGUAAACAAUGAACAACACACGAGCAAAUUCUCGAACAGCCAUGUCUGCGUCUAAAUUCACCUUGCUGUGUAAUUCGCAUAAAUGCCGUGCAAAGCUGAGUGGGUUUGCGUGGGUCACGGCCUGCUCUCACGUCUUCUGCGAUCAACACGGUUCAGAGGAGUUCAGCCGCUCUCCUGCCAUCUGCCCCGCCUGCUCCUCCAUGCUCUCGGGCAAACUGGACGUCUUCAGAACCGAGCUGGCACCAUCAGAGCAAUACAAGGCUAUGGUUUUGGUUGGACUACAGCCUGAAACGGUUUUGGAAAUCAGUCAUAAAGCGCUAGACUUUUGGACCUACCAGGUAAAUCAGGAGAGGAUGCUGAUGGAGUACAAUCUGUCUAGGGCUGGAGGACACGUGAUUCAGAUGGAGAAGUGUAUGAUCCAGCAGAGCCAGAGCAAAGAGCUGGAAUUAAAUGCAUUAAGAGGAGAGAUUGCAUCACUGAAAAAGGUGCUGGAGGAAUAUAAGCGGAAGCACAAUGAGGUUUUGGAGCGACUGAAUGAACGAAAUAGGCAAUAUCAGAAGCUGCAGGGACUUCUCGACUCACUACGGAUGCACACGCUGGGAACGGGAGAGAAAGAUCCCAUUUCCCAUCCUUUCACUACAGGCUUGGUCAAACAGCGCUCACCGCAUAGCAGUCCUUCAUUCCUGGAACCAGAAGGUGACCGGUUCUUCUCACUGGGAUCAGAAAACACUAAAACUUUCUUCCAGUUCAGCACACCCACCCGAGACAGAGCCCAAUCUUUUAUCAAGAAAAACUAAGUUUAACAUGAGUUUCACUACGAUGCUUGUUUCUUUCACUUCUGAAUUCAGAUUUCAGUUCUAACUGCCAAAUAUAGUCGUUCCCGUUUAGUUCUCUAUGUUCUUUCAAUAUUUAU
This is a messenger RNA of Carassius gibelio (silver crucian carp), 995 nucleotides long. RefSeq names its product E3 ubiquitin-protein ligase CCNB1IP1. Gene Ontology annotation, molecular function: ubiquitin protein ligase activity. The transcript has 5 exons. Gene Ontology annotation, biological process: reciprocal meiotic recombination. The record is from RefSeq and is a predicted model, not a curated record. The coding region runs from base 91 to 879 and encodes 262 amino acids. NCBI's taxonomy places the organism in Eukaryota, Metazoa, Chordata, Actinopteri, Cypriniformes, Cyprinidae. Gene Ontology annotation, cellular component: synaptonemal complex.